Messenger RNA from Boleophthalmus pectinirostris (great blue-spotted mudskipper), 1237 nucleotides. It is a transcript of the gene ppa1b, whose product is annotated as inorganic pyrophosphatase 1b. Gene Ontology annotation, cellular component: cytoplasm. The transcript is spliced from 11 exons. Lineage: Eukaryota; Metazoa; Chordata; Actinopteri; Gobiiformes; Gobiidae. The record is from RefSeq and is a predicted model, not a curated record. Gene Ontology annotation, biological process: phosphate-containing compound metabolic process. Gene Ontology annotation, molecular function: inorganic diphosphate phosphatase activity; magnesium ion binding. The coding region runs from base 95 to 961 and encodes 288 amino acids.
AUGCGCACUUGAUCCGGGGUGCCAGUCCAAGCACAGGUCCUUUCGCCGCCAUCCUCAUCCCAUAGAAACACAAACCACCGCGCUGCAGUCAAUCAUGAGCUUUACAGUAGAAGAGAGGGGCAACCCGAACACCCUGUCCUACCGUCUGUUCUUCAAAAAUGCAGAAGGAAACUACAUCUCUCCAUUCCAUGACAUACCUAUGUGCGCAGAUGAGGCACAGAAUAUCUUCAACAUGGUGGUUGAGGUGCCAAGAUGGACAAAUGCAAAGAUGGAGAUUGCUACCAAAGACCUCCUGAAUCCAAUCAAACAAGACGUAAAGAAAGGCAAGUUGAGAUACGUUGCCAACAUUUUCCCUCACAAAGGUUAUAUAUGGAACUAUGGAGCCAUCCCUCAGACAUGGGAGGAUCCAGCUCACAAGGAUGCCGAUACAGGCUGCUGUGGAGAUAAUGACCCAAUAGACGUCUGUGAAAUUGGCAGUAAGGUGUGCUCCCGCGGUGAUGUCAUCAGAGUGAAGGUCCUGGGGGUUCUGGCCAUGAUCGACGAGGGAGAGACUGAUUGGAAAGUGAUUGCAAUCAAUGUAGACGACCCCGAAGCUGGCGAAUUCAAUGACAUCAGUGAUGUGAGGCGGCUGAAGCCCGGGUACCUGGAGGCCACAGUCGACUGGUUCAGAAGAUACAAAGUGCCUGACGGUAAACCAGAGAAUCGCUUUGCCUUUGAUGGGGAGUUUAAAGACAAGGACUUUGCCAUUAAUGUAAUCAAGAGCACUCAUAGUUUCUGGAAAAACCUCAUUUGUCAGAAGGCCAGUGCGGGUGAACUAAACUGUAAAAACACAAGUGUCUCCGCGGGUGACAGUCCAUUCUGCUGCUCAGCGGAUGAGGCCAAGGCAGCUGUGGGAGAGACAUGUCCGUGUGGGAAAGGUGACCCCAUUCCUUCAACAGUUGACAAAUGGUUCUACAAAUAAGAGGCAUCAUUGAAGGCGGAGGGCCUUUAAACACUAUGAUAUGGUCUUAGAAACAAUGGGAGGAUUCCCAGACUCAAUCUUUCCAUUGGAUGGCGAGAUACUGUACAAUGUUAGAUAAUGUAGAUUAACUCAAAUAAUGUGUACACUAGUGAUGCAUUCAUGUUAUGACCAAUUAAUCUUACAAAGGUCUCCUAGGAGAUGUGCUGUCAAAUCUUGAAGGUACCCAAACCCUACUUCCUACCUGAAACUGCUUUAAUAAAGCUGUUCUGGACUCCA